AAAGUAACUUAGGCUCAAGCCCAAUAGCCACGAAAGAGAUAGAGACCACAGUUUCAACUAUCAGGGUUUUGGACUCCGCAUAACAACCAAACCAAAAAACCCUACACCUAUCUCAACAAUUCCGUUCACUAAAAUGGCCUCCACCGCCGCCAGAUCAAUAUUCCGAUCAUCUUCUUCAGCCAGAUCAGCGUUUCGCGUCGCAUCGGAGGCAAAACCAGCUCGUUCUCCAUUCCGCACCGCCUCCACUAAACCUCCCUCGCCAUCACAAUCCACAUUCAGGUCCCCUGUUGAAUUGAGUUUUUGCGUGGAAUCCAUGAUGCCUUACCACACGGUCACUGCUUCUGCGCUCAUGACAUCUAUGCUUUCCAUUUCAAGCCGCAACUACGCGUGGCUUUCAGAAGGUAGCUAAGCAUCUCUAGGAUUCCUUGAUGUUCUUUCUACAAUUAUUUUUUCGGGCCUAAAGACUAUUUGAAGAGCAGGAAGCAAAGGUGGAUGCUGAAACUUCCUGUGAUAUUUUGAGCUUUAAACCAAAGAUUUUGUUGCUACUAGGAAUAAUUUUUAUGUAACUAAUUAUUUGAUAUUAUUUAGGCUUUUAGUGCACAGUUGUGUGCUCCUGAAUUUGAUUGUCAUGCAGAAUGUCUCUUAAUUUACACUGGGAGUUAUCUUAUUCUCUCUCAAUCUUUCUCUAUAUGAAUAAUAUUUUCCAGUGUUUGUGCCUCUUGAAAACUAUCAUCAUUUAUCUAGAAUUGGAUAAGAACA
Messenger RNA from Lathyrus oleraceus (garden pea), 759 nucleotides. Its product is annotated as protein NUCLEAR FUSION DEFECTIVE 6, mitochondrial. Bases 134 to 409 code for a protein of 91 amino acids. NCBI's taxonomy places the organism in Eukaryota, Viridiplantae, Streptophyta, Magnoliopsida, Fabales, Fabaceae. Gene Ontology annotation, cellular component: mitochondrion. The transcript has 4 exons. The record is from RefSeq and is a predicted model, not a curated record.